AUGGAGGCUGAGACGCUCCGCCAAUUCCCCAUGGAGCGCCAGGACCUGAUGUGGGGUACUAACGGCAAGCUGGUCCCGAUCAGCUCCGUGUGGCCCGGGGACGUUGCCGCGCCACCGCGGUACCGGACGCGUCAGCGAGGACUGAAGCCGUCCAGAAGGGCUUCGCUUCGCGGUCAGGACGAGUCGCUCCCGCAAGCUCCUCCUCCUCCGGACCGAAGCAGGUUGCAGGCAGCCCAGCCGUCUUCCCUUGAUGACGUCACCCCGUCCACUUUUGAUGACACCCGCUCACCAGGUCUGUCCUUGUCCUCCAGGACUCAAGCUCCACCCCCGGUGACAAUUGCUCCGCCCACUGCACAGACUUUUUUCCCCUGUGCUACCACCCAACCUCAGGGCAGAGGAGCACAGAAAGUGAGAGGAGAGAGGCCUCUACUGAAAAGCCAUCGUCUCUGGGACUCGGAUGAUAGCGAAGAAGACCCGGGAAAUGGUGACCUCGCAUCUCUGGGGUUGGCAAGCCAAUUGCACAGGCAGACUCCACCGUCUCGCCGAGUGCCAGCAAGAGUCAUGAGUACUUGUCAACUCGACUCCUCAACUGGAGAUAACUUUCUAGCACAUCACCAUGGGGAAGGACGCAUUCAUAUGCCUUCACCAGCACCUGCAUUAAACAUGCAGAGAGUUACACAAGGAACAGCAGUCCCUCCUCGACUCCCUCCACCCCCCUCACCAGCAGCCCUCAACAUGUGGCAGACAGAGGAGCCUGGAUCCAGCCUGGCCUACAGGCCAACAUGGCGAGGGGGAAGAAUGGCCGACAACAUUUCCUGCUCUGCGCCUGAGGUAAUCCAGAUCCUUAGCCUGCUGGAAACUAUUACGCACAACCAAGACCAACUGAUUGCGAAGGUGCUGUGAGAAAAAAUGUGUUGACAAGGUCAGCCACGGACGUCGAGGUCACCAAACACGCCAUCAGGUGGUUCAACUUGGCGGGGGAUCGGGCAACGAGGAGAGG
Entelurus aequoreus (snake pipefish) is the source of this 1000-nucleotide messenger RNA. RefSeq lists its product as uncharacterized. The transcript has 9 exons. The record is from RefSeq and is a predicted model, not a curated record. Lineage: Eukaryota; Metazoa; Chordata; Actinopteri; Syngnathiformes; Syngnathidae. The coding region runs from base 1 to 903 and encodes 300 amino acids.